GUGUUCAGGGAGACCGUCUUGGAGGGGGAGCAAGGGACAAAUGUGGGAGCCCUCCAGGUGCUUCCAGGUUCUAGCCCAGGGGUUCCACGGGGGCCUGCUGGGAGCAGGGUCUUCCUCAGAGGCAUCCGGCUUGGAGCAGGCCAUGGCUCCCCUGGCUGGGACUGCUCACCCAGGUCACCCACCCCAGACCACCAGUGGGACCCUCUGUUUCCCCACCUCCUCAGCCCAAGUCCUUGCUUGAUGGAGCCUCUCGGCCCCUGAGCUGACCGCAGGUGCCCCACCCCAGGGUCCGAAGGGUGCCGCCUGAGAUGAGCUCCUGUCCCACCCCAGGACCAGGCCAGGGAGCCCAGCAGUAGCUGCUCUUAGUCACCAUCUUGUAGCACCUGGAAGUCGCUGCCGCUGCACCAACAUUCGCCAACCUGACGACAUUAGAUACGAACGCGGUCCACCCAGAAAGCGAGGAGGGCAUGGCCACCAAGGAGAAGUUGCAAUGUCUGAAAGACUUCCACAAGGACAUCCUGAAGCCGUCCCCUGGGAAGAGCCCAGGCACCCGGCCGGAGGACGAGGCCGAGGGGAAGCCCCCGCAGCGGGAGAAGUGGGCCAGCAGGAUCGACUUCGUGCUCUCCGUGGCUGGCGGCUUCGUCGGCUUGGGCAACGUCUGGCGUUUUCCCUACCUCUGCUACAAAAACGGCGGAGGCGCAUUUCUCAUACCAUACUUCAUCUUCCUGUUUGGGGGCGGCCUGCCUGUGUUUUUCCUGGAGGUAAUCAUAGGCCAGUACACCUCUGAAGGGGGCAUCACCUGCUGGGAAAAGAUCUGCCCCUUGUUUGCCGGCAUCGGCUAUGCCUCCAUCGUGAUCGUGUCCCUCCUGAACAUAUACUACAUCAUCAUCCUCGCCUGGGCCAUGUACUAUCUGUUCCAGUCCUUCCAGUCGGAGCUCCCCUGGGCCAAAUGCAACCACAGCUGGAACACACCCCAUUGCCUGGAGGACACCUUGCGGAAGAACCGGAGCCUCUGGAUCUCCAAUAGCACCACCAACUUCACCUCCCCUGUCAUCGAGUUCUGGGAGCGGAAGGUGCUGAGCCUGUCUUCCGGGAUUGACGAGCCGGGCGCGCUGAAGUGGGACCUCGCUCUCUGCCUCCUGCUCGUCUGGCUGGUCUGUUUCUUCUGCAUCUGGAAGGGCGUCAAGUCCACGGGCAAAGUCGUCUAUUUCACGGCCACCUUCCCGUUCGCUAUGCUCCUGGUGCUCCUCGUCCGUGGGCUGACGCUGCCCGGCGCGGGCGCAGGCAUCAAGUUCUAUCUGUACCCCGACAUCAGCCGCCUGGAGGACCCAGAGGUAUGGAUCGACGCUGGGACCCAAAUAUUCUUCUCCUACGCCAUCUGCCUGGGGGCCAUGACCUCGCUGGGGAGCUACAACAAGUACAAAUACAACUCCUACAGGGACUGUAUGCUGCUGGGAUGCCUGAACAGUGGUACCAGUUUUGUGUCUGGCUUCGCAAUUUUUUCCAUCCUGGGCUUCAUGGCACAAGAGCAAGGGGUGGACAUUGCUGAUGUGGCUGAGUCAGGUCCUGGCCUGGCCUUCAUCGCCUACCCGAAAGCCGUGACGAUGAUGCCACUGCCCACGUUUUGGUCCAUCCUUUUUUUCAUCAUGCUUCUCUUGCUUGGACUGGAUAGCCAGUUCGUGGAAGUGGAAGGACAGAUCACGUCCUUGGUUGAUCUGCACCCAUCCUUGCUAAGGAAGGGUUUUCAUCGGGAGAUCUUCAUCGCCUCCAUAUGCUGUGUCAGCUACCUGCUGGGGCUGACCAUGGUGACGGAGGGCGGCAUGUACGUCUUUCAGCUCUUUGACUACUAUGCAGCGAGCGGUGUAUGCCUCUUGUGGGUGGCGUUCUUUGAAUGUUUUGCUAUUGCCUGGAUAUAUGGCAGCGAUAACUUCUACGAUGGUAUUGAGGACAUGAUCGGCUACCGGCCGGGGCCCUGGAUGAAGUACUGCUGGGCCGUGGUCACCCCGCUUCUCUGUAUCGGGUGUUUUGUCUUCUCUCUCGUCAAGUAUGUACCCCUAACCUACAACAAAGUCUACACGUACCCCACCUGGGCCAUCGGGCUGGGCUGGUGCCUGGCCCUGUCCUCCAUGCUGUGUGUCCCCCUGGUCAUGGUGAUCCGCCUCGGCCAGACCGAAGGGCCCUUCCUCGUGAGACUCAAGUACCUGCUGACCCCGAGGGAACCCAACCGCUGGGCCGUGGAGCAUGAGGGGGCCAUGCCCUACAGCUCACGCCUGGCCCUCAACAACACGCUCAGGAAGCCCACCCACAUCAUCGUGGAGACCAUGAUGUGAGCGCUCUCCGGCGGACGGGCUGCUCUCCCGCUGUUUACUAACAUUAGAUUCUCGUAGGGCCAGGUUUACAGAGCUUUACAUUUGCA
Odocoileus virginianus texanus is the source of this 2416-nucleotide messenger RNA. Lineage: Eukaryota; Metazoa; Chordata; Mammalia; Artiodactyla; Cervidae. The record is from RefSeq and is a predicted model, not a curated record.